AUGUAUGAACAUACUGUUUUGAAAACAUUAUUUAUCUUUUUUUUAACCUCAAGCAUAAUUUCUCCUACAACAAAACGCUUUAAUAGCGUUUUUAAUGAAGAUUCAAGCAUUAAUUUUACUAAAACGACUGAAGACAAUUUAUUAAGUGGUAAUAAUAUAGCAUACAUAAAUGCUUACAUAAGAAUAUAUUCAUUUCAUUAUAAAAAGAAAAAAUUGUGUGUAAAUGUGCAUAAUAAAAAAUAUAGAUGCAUUUCCUCAAAUGAUGAAUAUAAAAAAGCAUGUUAUAAGUCAUACUGUGCAAAUAUUUCGUUAUUUUGUAGUCAAAAUAAGGAAGUAAAUUUUAUAUAUAGAAGAUUAAUUUAUAAUGAUAUUAAUUUUGAAUGUGAAGCACAAAGUUUUUGUGUAAAUUUCUUUGACUAUAAAUGUUUGUAUAGAAUUAAAAAUCCAUGUCUAACACUACAACAACCAAUUAAUAAAUGCAAAAAAAAAGAUAAAAUAACUACUUUUUUUAUAUUCAUAUUUGUAUUCCGAAAAUCACUUUGCAUAAAGAAUAAUAUACAAAAUAUAAAAAUACGGUGUGAUAAAAGUAUAGAACUAUAUAUAGAAGAUAUGUUUUUAAAAACAUGUGAUUAUCAUAUUCCAAAUAAAAAAAAAAAAUCAAUGAAUUUUAAUAAAAUUCAUAAAAAUUAUGAAUAUUUUGAAGUUCAUUCUGAUAAAUGGAGAUUAAAAAAAAAAAAUAGUUAUAACAUCCACAACAAUUUGCAUGAUAUUUAUUACAUUUUUUAUAAAAUUAUUCAGAAUAAAUUUCACAGUAGUUUAAAGAAUAUUUAUAAUAAUAUUCCUUAUACUAUUUACGAAAUAUCUCAUCUAUUUUUUCCCCCUUUUUUUAGAAGUAUGAAAAUAAAAAAGAGGUUAAUAGCAGAUGCUGGGAACGAUGAUGAUUUAGAUGGGGAUAUUGAGGAUGAAAACGAUGAGAAAUUAGUAAAUCAAAAAUUUCAUAGGGCAUACUCAAAAAAUAAUACUAUACAAUAUUUUAAAUGUUUUUUAGAUAAAGCUGCAGAAAAUGUAAAUGCAGAUAAUGAAUUAUUAAGAUGGAUUAAUCCUGUUACCAACUCAUGUUAUUGCAGUGAAGAAAACUCAGAACCUUGUUCAACAAAUGAUAUUACUGACGCUAAUUUUGUUAGUCAAUUGAUGGACAGUGAUUUUUGCGAUGUAAAACAUAAUCUAAAUGUUAAAGAUAUAUUUAUUGUUUUAUCUAAUUCUAAAAAGUUACGUUGUGAAAACUCAAAUAAAGUAGAAAACAUUGCACAGAAAGAAUUAUAUAAUUAUUGUAAAUAUGGAUUAAAAAGUUGGCAUAAUAAUAAUUUUUAUGAUUAUAUGAAUUGUGAUACUGUAAGAAGUGAUGAAGAAAAAAAUAAGGGUGCAUGUAAAGAAAAAUGCGAGCAAAUGAAAUUAUUAUGUAAUGAAAAUUCUCAAUUUUAUUCGUUUGAAAAUUGUAAAAAAUAUUAUGAAAAAGAUUCUAAUAUGCAACUUAUAUAUACAAAUAAUUUUAAAUUUUUUGAUGAGCAUUGCAGUUAUUAUGAUUCUUCCAAUAGGGGAUUAGUUUUAUGUAAACAUAAAAAUGUUGAUUGUGACUUCAGUGAAUGGUCUGGAUGGUCAAAAUGUUCAAAAAGUUGUAGAGACAAUGAUUAUGAUUUUAAUGCAGUACAAAAAAGAACACGAUUCCUUCUUAAGGCAGCUUUAUAUGCAGGAAAGUCUUGUAGUGUUGUUGUAAAUGAUAAUAACAAAUUAGUAGAUAUUAGAUUUUGUUCAGAGUUACCUUAUUGUGAUCCGGAUUUAAACAUAGAAAAAGAAGAUAGAAUUCCUCCCUUUGUUAUUCCUUUAAAAGAAAUUGAAAAAGCAAAUACGUUAGAUGAUUUAAAUGAUGAUGAUAAUGAAUUAUUAAAUGAAAACUUCUUAAGUAAUGGAUCAGAUAUGCUAGUUGAUUGUGUGGUAACUGAUAUGUAUAAACAUGAAAAUUCAAUAGGUUAUAACGAAAAAAUGAGGUCGUGUUCUUGCCCUAGCUAUGAAACUCCAUGUUACUUUAAAGAUAUAUAUAAUUCAAAAAAUUGGAAACCUUCCUUAGAAAAAUUAUGUCGAACAAAUCCUAAUAUAAAUGUUUUAACAGCGGAUUAUGUUAUGAUUGGAUGCGAUAUGUCAAUUAGCUUUAAAAAAAAGGAAGUAGCUGUUAAUACAUAUUUAGCUAUGACAUUUGAUUGUCAAUCCAGUUUAUUCCAAUAUUUAUUUUGUUCUAAAUUCAAUGAGUCCACUAGGGUCAAUUUUAUUUAUAUAAUUAUUACUUGUAUAUUUGGUGGUAUUUCAGCUUUAUAUGUAAUUCAUUUAAUAAUUAAUAAUAGUGGAAAAUUUAAAGUAAUACUUGGAUUAAACGAAAAGAAACAAUUAGAUAAGCAUUCAGACGAAGAAAGCGAAAAUGAGGAAGAUGAUGCAAAUGAUGUUAAAGAAGGUGAAAAAAAUAAUAUGACUAAUGAUCAUACUAUUGUAAAUAAUGAAGAUAUCCUAUUAAAAAUGAAAAAAGAAGAAAAAUAA
Molecule: messenger RNA, 2586 nt
Organism: Plasmodium relictum
Lineage: Eukaryota; Apicomplexa; Aconoidasida; Haemosporida; Plasmodiidae
Product: conserved Plasmodium protein, unknown function
Exons: 1
Coding region: 1-2586 (861 amino acids)
Source: RefSeq, a predicted model, not a curated record